Aureobasidium pullulans EXF-150 is the source of this 933-nucleotide messenger RNA. RefSeq names its product NAD(P)-binding protein. The transcript has a single exon. NCBI's taxonomy places the organism in Eukaryota, Fungi, Ascomycota, Dothideomycetes, Dothideales, Saccotheciaceae. The record is from RefSeq and is a predicted model, not a curated record. Bases 1 to 933 code for a protein of 310 amino acids.
AUGUUGGCCAUCAUCGGGGCUUCUGGCAAGCUUGGCGGUGCCACGCUAGAUGCCCUUCUCUCUCACAAUCUUCUCCCCAAGGACCAGAUACUAUGCUGUACUUCAUCCCAGCCUGGCAGUAGCACCUGGUCCUCACUAGAACACAAGGGCGUUCAAGUUCGCCAUGCCUCUUUCGACGAUAAAGCCUCUCUCGAAAGGGCCCUGGCUGGUUGUGACAAGUUCUUCCUUGUCUCCACUCCGAAGAUCGACAUGGACUAUAACGAUGCUCCGCUGGGUUCGGGUCGCGAGAAACAUCACUUCACCGCCAUAGAUGCUGCCCGAUCUGCUGGCGUGAAGCACAUCUACUACAGCUCAUUGGCUUUCCAAAACCCUUCCAAGUCUCGCGUCAUGCAGGCUCACAUCCGCACCGAGGCCUACCUUGCAAAACUACAAGACAUCAAGUACACUGUCAUGAGAGAGGGCCUUUAUAACGAAAGCUGGCCACUUUAUGCAAGUUACUACCAUCUCAAGGACGACCGAAGAUCCGAAGUGCCUGUCGGCGGCGAUUCUCCCAUCAGCUGGACCGCCAUUUCCGAUCUCGGGCUUGCCAGUGCCUUGGUCAUUGUUGCACCUUCGUCUGAAUAUGCUUCCAAGACCUUUUACCUGUCCACCACUCAGGGAGCAAAGACCAUCAGUCAAGUCCUUGAGAAGGUUUCUGAAGUCAGAUCAAAGAAAAUCACCACCAAGAUAGUGACUCGAGAGGAGCUUGAGGACUACUACGUUCAAGACCUUGAGCAGUCCGAACCUGCUGCCAAGUGGUGGGCGGCGAGUUACGAUGCUCUGAGAGACCAGGAGUGUCUGAUUAACGACCCAACCUUGGAAAACUUGCUGGCCAGCAAGAGCCAGAAGCCAAAGCCUGUGGAGAAAACGAUAGAGGAGAUGCUUCGUGCUUGA